UAAUUAAAUUAACACGAGCAUUUAUCUUGCAUGGAAAACAAUUUUACACAUUUAGACGUAAAUCUGGUUUAAUUCCAAAAAUCCAAGCGGAACUAAUAUGCUUUACGGAAAUGUUGCCUUACGGACAUCACAUUGGCGUGACACCCGAGAUUCCCAAGUCAAAGUUGCCAAGACGAAUGUGGAGACAAUAUGUCCACUCCCGUGGAGACUUCAGGACAUGUAGCUGACAAUUCUACGUCCACUGCAGUGAACCCAUUGCAUGGACAGCCUGCACAGUCAAAAGCAAAGAAAAAGAAGAAACCUGGAAAGAAAAAAGCAACUGGAACCACUGAAGUACCUCAAGAAAGAAGUGCGACUGAAGACAGUCAAGAAGGCGAGAACAAUGAGUUGAGCACAGAAGAGCAGUUUCAACGGCAACUGGACUGGUGCAUUGAGCAGCUGGAACUGGGAAUGAGGUUACAGAAAGCCACUCCAAAGCAGAGGGAGGAUGCGUCUCAUGCACUCAAAACACUGCGCAGCUCUAAAGCUCCUCUAGUCAAGAAAAGACAAGUGAUGAGGGCAAUGGCAGGAGAUUACAGGAAAAAAAUGGAAGAGGAGAAGAAGAAACAGUUCAAACUCAUCCAGAGUGAACUUUCGUCCGCUCAGGUCAGAGUAAAGUCAGCGUCACCACAAAAAUCAGUUUUUCAUCGGAGAGCUGAAGUUAAACAGAUGCAUGCCUCCAAGGAGCAAAAUGAAGCUCGGGAUGCAAACUCAAAGACUCCUCCGAAAACGCCUGCCUUUGUGUUUACGACGUCAAAAGAAGAGUUUUGCUUCAACUUUUUAUAAUAAAAAUACUUCUAAAUGAAUAUUG
Molecule: messenger RNA, 850 nt
Organism: Corythoichthys intestinalis (scribbled pipefish)
Lineage: Eukaryota; Metazoa; Chordata; Actinopteri; Syngnathiformes; Syngnathidae
Gene: c21h8orf33
Product: chromosome 21 C8orf33 homolog
Exons: 5
Coding region: 190-825 (211 amino acids)
Source: RefSeq, a predicted model, not a curated record